Molecule: messenger RNA, 7777 nt
Organism: Dromaius novaehollandiae (emu)
Lineage: Eukaryota; Metazoa; Chordata; Aves; Casuariiformes; Dromaiidae
Gene: ATXN1L
Product: ataxin 1 like
Exons: 2
Coding region: 1054-3132 (692 amino acids)
Biological process (GO): regulation of DNA-templated transcription; anatomical structure development
Cellular component (GO): nucleus
Molecular function (GO): protein binding; RNA binding
Source: RefSeq, a predicted model, not a curated record
GUCACUGAUGACGUCACGCGCCGGCGUAGUCCCCCGCGGCGAGCGCGGCCCCGUGGUGCGGCCGGGCGGGUCGCGCUGCCCCGAACGGGGGUUCCGGCCGCGCACGCGGCAGGGUGGCGGGGAGCGGGGGGGCGCCGCCGCCGGGAGGGCCCCGCUGCCCGCGGGCCUCGGCCGGGCCGCCCCGCGGUGAAUCCGCCCCGGCAGCUCGGGCGGGGCCGGCGGGAGACGGCUCAGCCGCCGGGGUCCACAGCGGAGGAGCAAAAAGGGGAUCAGAAAAGCGUGCAGCAGGGAGGCCCAGCGCUGACCGCGCUGUGGGGAAAGUGCCGGCGCGGGAGGCCUGUACACUGGUGGGAGUCGGGAACCCGUAUCAGAGAAAGGAUCAUUCUUAACCUGCCGGUUUCCUACAGUUUUUCCUCAAGUACGUGCUUAACUCUUUGGAGACGGGAGACUGUGCAGUGCAGUCCACGUGGCUGACAAUACACUUUCAUGUUGGCAGUCACGUUAAAAGCACAAACCAGAAUUCCUGAUGCGAUGUGGGAAACUCUUUCUGAAGCCAGUCCUGCAAAGGAGACAGGCUGUGCAAUAACCACAGCAUCCAAGGAAUGACUCAGGCUUUUUUUCCAAUCUAUGUUUCAAGAAAAAGAAAUCUCUCUCUAUACACACACAUACAUCGACCUUACGGGAUGCGGGAAGCAGGUGCUUCUCAGGCUUCAGGACACUGCUGUACGGAUGGAAGUACUGAAUCCUCGAGUCAGAGGGGCGUUAUAUAUGAAAUAUAAUGAAAGAAGGAUCUGAGAAAGGGGAUCCAAAGCCUGCCUUCCUGCCCAGCUUUCCUCUCUGCACUUCCCAGGAUCUUCUGCCCACACCAUAAAAAUCAAUGAAUGCUAAGGAACAACAAACGGGACACGCCGGCAGCAACAAGACGAGCAGGAGGCCGCCUGGGGUGAGACGGCGGCCAGCAGCGGGGAGCCGGGAGCUGGCGUGCGGCAGCCCCUUCGGGUGCCCCCAUGAGCGAGCCUCGCGGCCGGGCCUGCCGGGACACCGUGUGGCGCCAUGCGAGCGGGCCACGAGCGGAGCCAGGAGUGCCUGCCCCCCAAGAAGCGGGACCUGCCUGCCGCCAGCGUGGGCGCAGAGGCAGGGCGGGCCGGGAGCGCCCAGGCCUCGGGCGAGGGCCCCGAGUGGGGCCGGGCGGCAGGCCCGGGCCCCGCGGCCCUGCGCUAUGGCCCGGGCGACGGCGCGGAGGCCGUGGCGGGGCUGACGGUGGACCAGUAUGGGAUGCUCUACAAAGUGGCGGUGCCGCCCGCCACCUUCUCCCCCACGGGCCUGCACCCCGUGGUGAACGUGAGCCCCCUGCCGCCGGCCUUCAACGUGACCUCGCCGCUAAUCCAGCACCCGGGGGUGCCCUACCCUCCCAUCCACUACGCGCAGAUCCCCCCGACGUCUCUGCAGUUCAUCGGCUCUCAUUACACGGUGCCCUAUGCUGUUCCUUCUGGCUUCCUGCCUAGUCCUCUCCUGUCUCCUUCCACCAACCUCACCGCCUCUCACGUCCCUCACUUUGUGCCAUACGCCUCUCUCUUCACGGAAGAAGCCGCUCCUUCCCCUCAGACUACCUCUCCUACCCACACCUUCAACAAAUCUGUUUCUGCCAUCUCGCCUUCCGGCCAGAUGCAGCACCAUACUGGGACCCAGCCAUUAGAUAUUGCACCAGGUAGAAUUCCUGUUUAUUACCAGAUGUCCCGCCUCCCACCAGGGUAUUCGGCAUAUGAGACACCUACAGCAAGUGGAAGCCCAGAUCCUCCUCAGCAAGACAGUCAGCUGAGUUCAGAGGUAGUUGCUGCCAACGGUGGACAGAGACAUCUGGAGCAUAAUGUGGUGAGGAGGACCAGCGAGGCUGUGGACUCUGCCAGCAGUAAAGCUGAAGACUGUCUGCCAGGGGCUGCAGUGGGAUGUGUGGUCGAUGGACAGUUUCUUUCAGGUUACCAGACUUUGAGAACAGAGGUCUCUGUGCCAGCUCACAGAAGCACCCCAGACGCUGAUCUGGAGGUUCAGAGGGUGGUGGGGGUGUUGGCGUCUCAGGAUUACCAUGUUCUGGCAGCGCAGAGGAAGGAUGACCUGAGCCCUUUAAACCUUUGCCAUAAUAUCCCUGAUCAGCAGGGGGAGUCAAGGGACGUUUUGAGGAGCACAGUGGAAAGGGCUGCUGCUGAGAAAAGCCAGUCCAGGAGUCCAUUUGUAAUGUCCCCUGAAGAGAUGGUUAGACAAAGACAAUUAACCAAAGGAAUGGUAAUAGCCAACGGCAAGCCAGUCCUGGUGCCUGCUGUAUCUGAGCCCGUCAGGUCUUCCUCUUCAGAUACUCUGGUGAGGCAGAGCCCAGAUGCGCAGGCUCGAGGAAGCACGCUUGAAAAGGACUUGACCCAACUGCAGCCACCCAGCUCCUCGCACUUGCCCUCUCACUUCAUGAAAGGAGCCAUCAUCCAGCUGGCUACAGGAGAGCUGAAGCGGGUAGAGGACCUGCAGACUCAAGACUUCGUUCGCAGUGCUGAGGUGAGCGGGGGCCUGAAGAUCGACUCCAGCACCGUGGUGGAUAUUCAGGAAAGCCAGUGGCCUGGGUUUGUCACGUUGCAUUUUGUGGUUGGGGAGCAACAAAGUAAAGUGAGCAUUGAUGUGCCCCCAGAGCAUCCCUUCUUUGUGUAUGGCCAGGGCUGGUCCUCCUGUAGCCCAGGGCGGACUGCCCAGCUCUUUGCUCUGCCCUGUCACAGGCUGCAGGUGGGCGAUGUCUGCAUAUCAAUCAGUUUACAGAGCAUGAAUGGCAACUCUGCUUCUCAGGCUAACUACCCUCUCACGGGUCAGUUGAUAUCUACUAGAGAGAGAGCUGAAAGAACAGCGCAGGGGUCCAGAGAGCCACCUGACAGAGCUGCCGAAAGGAAGAGCCACCCAGAAAGGGAUAGUGCAGCCCAGGGCUCUCGUGAAGAAACCUCUCAGCCUGAGACUGGCAGUCAGCACAGCUGGACAGCCCCAGGCUUCCAAAGAUACAGCGUGCAGGCAGAGGAGCCUCGGCCGUCUCUGCUCCGUCCCUUUUUCAUUCCCCAGGAGGUCAAGCUGUCUAUUGAAGGGCGUUCCAAUGCGGGGAAGUGAUCCCUCUGAGGCUGUGAGCUAGGGUGUGCCCCGUGCGUGAGCCUCACCUUCAGCAGGUGAAGAAAUUGCACAGACUUUGUGACAGGUUCACCAGCAAGGCUGCUCUCUGCCCUGCAGAACUGGAUUCACUCCAGUUCGGUCGCUGACCAGAUCCUCUUGGGGAAUCGAGAGGGCUCCAGUGCCUCAGGGAGCAGCAACAGGCUAGUUGGGGUAGAGAACGGGGGUGUGCUCAAGAGCUUGUGACAGGAGCAUUCCGGAGGUUGGGGCUUUGCACCUCCCUGAAUACCUGGUUCCCUGCAGGGCAGGGUCUGAGCAUUCAGGAUAGGCGGGGAGAUGAGAAGGGCAGACACAGCUUAAGGUAGCAGAUAAAGUUGCUGAAGAUUUUAUUCCUCCUUUCUCAUGAUGGGGAAAGAUGGGUCCCCACUGGAGUUUAGGGGGCACUACUCCUAGUAUCCCCUUUCUUCACACAUGCACUUUAAAAGGACCGUUCACCGAUGGAGCUCUUGAGGGCAGGCUGCAGAUGCUUCUCUGAUGGUUCUGUUUAUUGUCUCUUCCACUGAAUCCAACCGCUCUUUAUUCUUGCAAAGAAUCUAGAGAGAUCUGCAUGAAUGACAGAAAUUGGAGAGGAAGGACCAAAAGGAUGGGUUUAGGUGCAGGUGAAUAGGAAACUGUGGAAAAGACUUGAGCACUUGGGAUGGGACAUAAGUUGGGAUGGGAGAUGUCAGUUUCCUGCUAAGAAAUACAUUUAAUUAUUUGACACCAAAUCAAAUCUUUCUUCCCAUGUUCUUAACCCUUAAAUAAAUAAAAAAAAAGCUUCUCUUAGGCCUAAAGCUUUUGCUGAGGUUUAGCCUACAGGUGAUUUUCUUUCUUUCUUUCUUUCUUUCUCUCUCUCUCUCUCUCUCUCUCUCUCUCUCUCUCUUUUUUUUUUUUUUUUUUUUUUGAAAGCUGGAGUAAAAUACAUUUAGCAUUCUCUAGGGAAGGAUGGAAAAACAUUCUUCUACUGUGAGAAGACUGAGACUAUUUUGUAAUUAAAUCAGAAGAAAACUUUCCAGAUGGCUAAUUCUUCACUGCAGGCAAUUUUCUGAAUAAGCUCUAGACAACAGACAAGUGUUUGUGCAUGUGCAGGCAAGGUACAAAGCUUCUCUUAAUUACAGUUCCAUAACUGAUAUAGGGACUAAAAAUAUCACAGCACCAUAGGGCAUUUUUAGGUGUUUUUCUGUUUGUUGUUCUGAUGCUUCACUUUGGAGUUCCUCUGCAGGACAACAUGGUAAAAUUGAGUCUAGCCUCUUUCGCAGUGAGAUCGAAUAUAAAUGUAUAUUAAUACCUCAUUAUGGUAAUAACACUCCGUUCAAGUAAAGGUUCCUGUAGUUACACUAAUUUGCCCUCUCUGACAGUGUGUUAUGAAACCAACUCUAAAUGCUUAGCUAGAAUAAAAAAAUAGCCACUGCUAUGUUGAAGAUAAGUCUUCACUCUGACUUAACUUGGGUUUAAGUAUUCCUUGUAUUAAGGUGCCCAUCUCUGUGCUAGGACCAUGCUUGCGAGAGGGUAUUGGGUUUCUUUUUAGUGUGCAGGCCCCCAGUAGACUCCUGCUGCUGCUCCUAAUGUUUAGCAUCCCAUUUGCUGUCUCCUUUUUCUCAUCUUUCUGAGCUUUUCUGUCAGGCAUGCCUAGCUGUCAGGGCAUGGCUUCUCUCCCUCCGUGAAUGCCUUGUGUGUCAGCAUCUCCCGCCUGUGUCACCGUCCUUCUGCUGAGCUUGUAGUGCUUUCCCCUCAGGACUGUUCCGUAUACUCUUCAGGAACGUGCCCUGCAGCUGACUGGCUUCAGUCGGCUGCGUGGCAGAGCGGUGCUCUGCUUAGGCGUUAGCAAGUUAGAGAGUCUGCAGAAGGUUCCUUCCCUCCAGGGCAUCAGGCCUCUUGUCUGAGCCUGCUGCUCGCUGUUCAUGUUGCCUUCGAAAUGCCUGCACCAGAAGAACAGUUUCUUUUCAGGUCAUAGCUGAGAUACACUCUGCUCUUGCCUUCAGUGUUUGUGCCUCACAGGGGUUUUCCCAGAGUGAGGAUGCUGCCUGUAUCUGUAACUUCCCCAAAUGACACGCUGCUUCCAGUCAGUCUCGUCAACUGCAUUUGGAAAUAUAAAGUCACGGUGAUGUUGUUGUGUAAAGAUUCUGCCUCCUUGGAUGCAGGAGCCGUGCGAACGGAUACUGUUUUCAUGGCACUGUUUGUCAGUAAAACGCACUGUCUGGGUCCAGGUGCCUGGCCUCGUUGCCUUGUUCCUCGUGUGUCUCCCCUUUGCUACUCAUUGGACUCUCCUACGCAAAGACCGCAGUCAGUGUUGGUUAGUAUAUAACGCUCAGGAUCUCCAGGAUGUCUGUGGCCACCGGCAGAAAGCAGAGGAGCCCGGGUUCUGUCACUGUUCCUUGCGUGGUGCGUGCAGAGGAGUUCGGGGCGGUGGCAGACAGCUAAGAAAGGCAUCUCACAUACGUAUGGCGUGUGCACGUGGAAGGGCUGGCUGCACGCACAGAGGGAAUGUCUGAGCCCUUGAAUGGUGCAGAGCCUCUCGUGUGCCUCUCUGAGCACAGAGAUUUCUGUCUGCUAGAGAGAGGGUUUGGAGAGACUGCCUUGUCUUGCGCGUUGCUGUCCCUGCUCCUAGAUUUCAGCUGCACUGAUCAGUGGUCUGAAAGGGCAGGCACGACGUAUGAGACAGGAUGCUGUGAGGCUGAAGUAACUUCGUGCCCUAGGCAGCUGAAGGGCUGUACAGGUGCUCUCCCGUGUUUUCUCCUGGCCGCUGGCCUGGACUGCAGCCCGUCUGUGCAUCUGUGGAGGAGCACCGCUCCGAGCUCUGCGGAGGAGGCAGGGUGAGCCAGACCUCCGUGCUGCUGCCCAGCCUCCCCCUCGGUCCCCCCGUGCAUGUUUCGGCUGCCGGCUCCUCUGCGGCAGCAGCGGUUUGGGCACAUCUCAUGGCGGGGUACUGCAGUGAAGAACGAGCACCUGGCUGCUUGCCCCAGGGGCCACGGGUAAGGAGAGGGCACUGGAGGUCCUCUGGCCCAGUUUGGCAGUACUCAUCAUCACUGGAAUCUGUCUUUGUUGGGUUGGGCCACGUUGCUUCAGCUUCUGUGGUGCCGGUCGUUGCGUUGAGCGUCCAGGCUCUCCUGAGACUGAGUGUGAGACAGGCUCUGCUAUAAGCAGAAAGGCUGUGAGUGAGCCCAAGGAGGAGGCUUUUAUUUCGCUUAGGUUUACAGGGAAAGGAGGAGAUGAAGCCAGGAAGACACUGUGGAAUGAGUUGGCCACCCAGGCUUUUCUGCUGGCAGAGAUGUGACAGGCUUCUCGGAGGGAUAUACCGUUUCCCUGCUGUAACUGUGAAAGGAGGGAGAGCUGUGGUCUGUGCUGUCUGGAGGAGGGGGCCUCCUGGCCUGGCUCUUCUCUCCGUCUCGCAGGGAGGCUGCGGGAAGAGUCUGCGGGAUGCAAUAAUGGGUAUCUGCAGCCAUCUGCUCCGGCUCGUGAAACAUUCCCUGGGUCAGCUGCCCAGCAGAGGCCAGGCCUGUUUCCAGGCUACGUGUACGUUGUUCCUCCAGGAACAUGAGACUUGCUCCGAGUGACGAGCGCUCAUCACUACCAGACUAUGCAGAGGAAGCUCUGUCUGGAAAGGGGGAAAGCCGCAGAGGCCCCUCUGCCGCCCCUUCCCAGCAGCGCGCAAGUAUAAUGCACUUUUCACAUUCAGUGUCCCUGUUCCCUGUCCCCUCCCCCUGACAAAGUCACUGUUCCCAGUAGAGAACUAAUAAUCCUUGUUACUCAGAAAGUGUUUUAAAUGAAACUACAGCAGCUCGAUUAGCCCAGAUGCUAGUUCCUGCCCGCAGCAGUACAUGUGCCUUUCCCUAGCAUCACUCACAACUGCUCUUUGUCUUUCAGUCUGUCCUAGGGCCCGAAACUUUGCGGAAGCUGCUAAGAUGGCUACGAGUGCACAUUCAGUACAGAGUUUGGCCCAGGGUGUGUUCCAUGUAUAGCUUAAAAUGCUGAUGGCCAAGGCCCCUCCGCGGCCUCCGCAUCUGUCCGUGGAGGACAGACCUUGCCCCUCACGUCCUUCUAGGCUGCAAAUGCACCCAUGCACAUUCUAGUUGUUUUCCACUUCCACGGCACCUUAGAGCCAGGGGAGGGUCUGCCCAUGCAAAGCAGAGAAACGGACGUGUCGCGUUGGGGGAACUGGCUGGGCUGCCCUGAGGCAAGGAGGUCUUUGUAGAUAAGUGCUGAUCCCUCAACUAUAAUCCCAGUUAUGUAAUGGCUGUAUUAACAUGUAACCAACUGCAUUGUAUCUAAAGCCUUAGAACUAGUCAGGUGCUCCCCUUCGACCUUGUUCCUGCCCCUUUCUUCCUACCUGAUCUUUAACAAAGCAUUAAUAAUUCUAAGGAUAAUCUCUAUUUUGUUGUGCUUUUUUUGUAACUGUUUUAAAUAAAUCAAUUUGUACUGUAUAUUUGUACUUUUGGUGAGAUCCUUUUUCCUGUUUUACCAUUUUAAGUCUGUACUUGGCUACACACAGAUUGUAUUUUUAUUGUUAAUGCUCUUAUGAAUAUUGCAUUUAACUUGUUGACUCUGUAAACACAGUAUAUAUCUAUAUAUAUAUAUAUAUAUAUAUAUAAACCAAUAGCUUUUCCUUUGG